AUGGAGCCGUCUGCAGCUAACAGGACUUCGGGUCGUAUGCGAAGGAAGAAGUGCAACGAAGCAAGGCCGCGGUGCGAAAAGUGCGUCAAAUCCGACCGAGUCUGUACCUGGCCUGCCGAAGAUGAUCUGUUCGACCGGCGACAUAGUCGAGCUUCCAGAUCUCCUGCAUUGUCGUCGCCUGCUCAGUCGCCGAAAACCAUCAAGGUCACAAGACGCAUUUCAAGCAGCAGCAAAGACAGCAAGGAUGUUGAUGUGUCACCAUUCUUCGUUUGCCGUGAAAUCUCCUUCAACUCAGACCUCUUUAAUUCGCCAGUGUUCAAAUCCGACCUUGAAGUUGACUGUUUCCGGCACUUUCUGGAUGGAUUUCUGCCGCUCCUCAUCCUCUCGAAUACACACCCAGGAUUCUCAUCCCAAUUCAUCCCAGAGGUGGUGGAAAUGCUUCUGCAAUUUGAGGGUAUGAAAGACGUUGCACUAGCUUGUGGUGCGUCGCGCAUGCAUCUUCUUACCGGAAGUGCUCAAAUGAACGAGGCUGGAAUCAGGUAUUAUACUCGUGCGGUCUCUGAGGUCAAUCGCUCUCUCAGCACGAUCGACUGGGGGCGGGAUGAUUUUAAUGACGCUCUUCUAGUGGCCAUCAUCUUUCUUUACAUCCAUGGAGUGUUUGAUAUUGGGACCAAUGAAGACAUUGGGAAACACGUAAUGGGAGCGAUCCAACUCAUGAAACUUCGAUGGACGCAUUCGCGGAGACCACCCAUGCCACGGCCGAUCCAUCGUAUUAUGUGGGAAAGCAUCCUUUAUCAAGUCUUUCGCCAGACAGUCAAUCGGCCCUUUGCAGUGGACUUUCAGCCUGACUUUGAGUUCUGUGCGCGGGCAGAAGAGACGCUGCAGUCUUUGACGUUCCCAGAUGCCUCGCCAGCCGACAACAGUCCCGUGAUAGGAUUCCCUUUGGCACUUCAAAAACUCAUUAUCGAGAUUGUGCAACUUUGCAAAAGUCCGGCGAAACCUGAGCCUGAAUUAUUGGGGGUUCUCGGGCAUAAAAUGGCAUAUUGGGAGAAGACGAUCCUAGAAGAGGGACACUGCAUCAAGGAAGAGGACUCGUGGUGGAUCAAAACAUCAGCUGAACGAGCUCGCAGCUUCCACCAACACUCGACGAGCUUGCAUAUUCUAGCAGCAUCCCUUCUUCUGGACUGGGUAUCCAGAUCGCAUGAGGUGGGCGAGACUGAAUCUCCCCUUCCGCCCGCAGGUGAUACAUGGCAGGUUCGCAGAGGACUGGAGAUCAUGCAGUGUCCGCAAGCUAAUGAGGAAUGGUCGAGGUGUUACCUGGGAUCGUGGCCAACCUUGAUAUUUGGCUAUGCAGUCGAUAAGCCCGCGGACAUUGCACUGAUCCGACAUGACUUGAGACAACGGUUUCAGCAGCUGUAUUCAGGGGAGGAAUUGCGCUUUCUGCAAGAACUGGAGUCAGUCUGGCGCGCAAGGGGGGUCUCGUGGCCGGAGGAGUGA
This is a messenger RNA of Fonsecaea multimorphosa CBS 102226, 1497 nucleotides long. RefSeq lists its product as uncharacterized. Gene Ontology annotation, biological process: positive regulation of transcription by RNA polymerase II. The record is from RefSeq and is a predicted model, not a curated record. Bases 1 to 1497 code for a protein of 498 amino acids. Gene Ontology annotation, cellular component: nucleus. Gene Ontology annotation, molecular function: DNA-binding transcription factor activity, RNA polymerase II-specific; zinc ion binding; transcription cis-regulatory region binding. Lineage: Eukaryota; Fungi; Ascomycota; Eurotiomycetes; Chaetothyriales; Herpotrichiellaceae. The transcript has 2 exons.